AUGGAAGUAAGCUUGUGGGCAAUUGAGUUGUUGAUGAAAGAACGAGCAAGAGAAAUUGUUCAGCGAUGUGGAUGUCGGCUACAUGAGACACAUGGUUUGCCAUGUAAAUGUAAGAUGGAUGCACUUAGUGAUGCCGGCAUGGAGUUACACCCUCACCACUUACAUCGAUUCUGGUCAUCUUUGGUGCAUGAGAGUCCUCCUGAUGGUGCAAAAUGGGAGGACCAUGAUGCCACUGAGCGUGGAAUUUUUGCAGCCAUGGUGGAGGAUGUGUACAGGCAAGGACCAGCUGCUGUCCGGAAGGCAUCUCAGUUACUACUCCCUCAUAUUCGUCCACAAGUUGCAGGCCUAUUAGAGCCUAGAGAGUCAGAGGCUCCAAAGGGACGACCACAACCAGACGGGCAAUGUGGUUUUCGAGCCAUGUCACAUGUGAUUUAUGGAGACGAGGAACAAUACUUACAAAUGAGGCAAAAUCUUGUCACAGAAAUCAAUGAUCAUAGGUCUAUCUAUGAGGGGGUUUAUCUUUACAGAGAUGGAUCGUUGGAGGCAACAUGUCAUAGGCUGGAUCGUCGGACUGCUGGGAGUUGCACACAAGAGUAUUGGUUUGAGGAGGUGGAUUUGCUGACAUUCGCAACCCUAUACAACUGUGCAAUUGUUGUUUAUGGACUGUAUAAUGAACGAACCACGUAUGGGUACACAGUCUUACCUUCGACGGCGCCGGAAGGGGUCACUCAACCUAGUCAAGUUAUAACUCUUGCUUUUACUGGGGCACAUUGGGUGCGACUAUAUUUUGGCAAAGUUGAUGGGGUCACACCAAUACCUCAUUUUAGUCCACAGUGGUCUCACUUUCGGGAUAUGCUAAGAAUUGCUGAUUGGGAUUCGUUAUACGAGCCAGGGCGACAAUUGUAUGUCGAUCUCGGAGGACAUCAUCCAGCGAAUGACGAUGACAAGAGUGAUUAA
This is a messenger RNA of Linum tenue, 957 nucleotides long. Lineage: Eukaryota; Viridiplantae; Streptophyta; Magnoliopsida; Malpighiales; Linaceae. The record is from the annotation of a GenBank genome assembly.